GCUAACUGUUAGUCCAACUAGUAUACUUCGGCCCGCGCAGCACCCAUAUCUACCACCACAAUCACAACAUCCAUCCAUCUCACAUCAACACUCUCUCUUGGUCCCAAAUGCUGUUCAUUGAGGCUCUGGUGUACCGCGGUACCUGACUGGGUAUUAUUUUUGGCCUAUGCAUACUACUUCGCCGAUAUUGAGGCAGUGUUGCCAACCGGCCUUUUCUGGCGACACGCACUGCAAUGCUGCUUCGCCAAGCUAGGUACCAGACUGUCGGGUCCUACUAUUCCCGUUUCAUUAAGAGCAGGAGAGCAGGAGAAAAGGGAAAAAAAAGCGCGCUGCUCCAGCCGACUGUUGCUGAUCAGGAAGCCAGGCAUUCCCCCCCGUCGAUGUUGCCAAUAAUUCAGCCGCUAUUGUUGCCCGUCUUUUCCCCAGCGCCAUGCUUGUUGUCCCAAGAGGCACUGCAUCCCCUAACGUAACGGGGUCUCCUACACCCCCACUACACACUCACAAUUACCACUACUAUCUGGUUCCCUUCAUUUUUUGUUUACUUUGUACCAUUCAGAU
Aspergillus welwitschiae is the source of this 558-nucleotide messenger RNA. RefSeq lists its product as uncharacterized. The transcript has a single exon. Lineage: Eukaryota; Fungi; Ascomycota; Eurotiomycetes; Eurotiales; Aspergillaceae. The annotation marks the transcript as partial. The record is from RefSeq and is a predicted model, not a curated record.